GAGAAGUUGGUGACAGAAAUGAAGUUUGAAAUCAUGUCAAGAAAGACCAUUAAACCAUCAAUUCCAACUCCUCAUCAACAUAGAACCUUUAGCCUUUCCCUUUUGGACCAAAUCUUUCCCCCGAUAUAUAGUUCAACCGUUUUCUUCUAUUCCUCAAACCCUAAUGAAAAAGGUAAUAGUAUCACCUCUCAAGUCUUGCAGCAAUCUUCUCGCCUACAAAACUCACUGUCUAAAACCUUGGUUCACUUCUAUCCAAUGGCUGGCCGUCUCAAAGACACUGCCUCCGUUGAAUGCAAUGACCAAGGGGCUUAUUUUGUGGAAGCUCAAGUUAGUUGCUCACUCGUAGACUUCCUUAUCCAACCUAAAAUUGAGUUACUAAGUCAUUUUAGUCCCAUCAUUGAUCCUUACACUACUCAAUUAGCCUCGGAUUCUAUGUUGCUUAUUCAACUCACUGCCUUUAGCUGUGGUGGAAUUGCCAUAGCUGUAUGCCCUUCACACAAGAUCAUGGAUGGAUCGUCUCUCUUCUCAUUUCUCCAAAGUUGGACAGUCACUAGUCGUGGAUAUGGUGAAGUAGUGAUCCCGAAAUUCAUUGGAAGUUCUUUGUUGCCGCCUAGAGAUUUGCCCAUCAUGCCCAAUCCUAAGGUGAACUUCCAGGCUAAAAAAUGCAUCACAAGGAGGUUUGUCUUUGAUGCCUCAAAGAUAUUUAGCCUCAAGGCCAAAACUGCUGGUGCAAUUGGACAGCGAUCCCCCACAAACGUAGAAAUAGUGUUGGCACUCAUCUUGAAAUGUGCUAUGGCUGCUUCUAAGUCAAUAUCAAGCCGUUUAGGGCCAUUGGUAUUGUCCCAAGCAGUGGACUUGCGCAAAAGAAUGGUGCCACCCUUGCCUGAAAACAGCAUAGGGAAUCUCAUUUGGCAAUUCCUAGUGUUUUCUAAGGACAGUGAGUUAGAAAUACACGAUUUAGUAGCUAAAAUGAGAGAAGGGUUGAUAGAAUUUUCCAAUGAGAAGGCCAAUAAAUUCAAAGGUGAUGAAGGUUUCCAAAUGGUUUGUGAGUCACUCAAGGAAAGGGGUGAAUUAAUGAAGAGAAUGGACAUUACCAUUUAUAGAUGUACAAGCUUGUGCAAGUUGCCACUAUAUGAAAUGGAUUUUGGGUGGGGAAAGCCCAUGUGGAUCACUAAUAAUUCAAGCAAUUACUUCGAGAAAUUAAUUGUCUUGAUGGAUACAAAACAAGGUGAUGGCAUAGAAGCUUGGGUGACAUUGGAGGAACGAGAGAUGGAAAUAUUUCAACGUAGCAAGGGGCUCCUUGAAUUUGCUUCCUUUAACCCUAGUGCUUUCGUUAAACAAAGCCGCAUUUGA
Quercus lobata is the source of this 1353-nucleotide messenger RNA. Its product is annotated as stemmadenine O-acetyltransferase-like. The record is from RefSeq and is a predicted model, not a curated record. The coding region runs from base 19 to 1353 and encodes 444 amino acids. The transcript has a single exon. NCBI's taxonomy places the organism in Eukaryota, Viridiplantae, Streptophyta, Magnoliopsida, Fagales, Fagaceae.